AUGGCCGAGCUCUUCACGCUCGUCCUCGCAAAGGACCCGGACGAUGAUCCUGGCGAUCCAGACUACGGCAAAUUGAUGGGAGCCACCGAUCCGCGCGCAACCACGAUCCAAAUCCUCAUCUCCAUCACCUUCGGCAUUGUCGCCUUCCUCACCUUCUGCGUGCUACGACCGCGAUGGCCGGGACUGUAUGCUGCGAGGAAGCACCAGAAGGAUGAGGCGACGGCGCUGCCGGACUUACCUGCCACCCUGUUCGGCUGGAUCAUACCGCUGUGGAAGAUCACGGAGCAGCAGGUGCUGGCCAGCGCAGGACUUGAUGCAUAUGUCUUCCUGCGCUUCUUCGUCAUGGCCAUGAAGUUCUUGGGCCUGGCGGGAGUCCUGAGCCUGGUUGUGAUCAAGCCGGUGCAUGAUGCCUACCCGGACGACGAAGACAAUAACCCUUUCGACAACGACACAGACACCGACGAGUCGUUGUCGCUAUUCCGACAGAGCAUGAAGCGAUCAGUGCAUGUGUUGCAGGGUAAUGAUAGCAGCGGAAAUGGAACGUGGAACGGCACAGUACCGUUCUUUCCGGGCAACCUCGAAACAGACUACCUCUGGAUGUACAUCAUAUUCGCGUACCUAUUUUCGCUCUUGGCCAUAUACUUGAUUGUCAGCGAGACGAGGAGAGUCAUCGAAGUGCGGCAGGAGUUCCUCGGAGCGCAGACCACCAUCACCGACAGGACGAUAAGACUCAGUGGCAUUCCUCGCGACAUGCAAGAUGAAGAUCGAGUGAAAGACUUCGUCGAGAGCCUGGACAUCGGGAAAGUGGAUAGCGUGGUGCUUUGCAGAAACUGGAAGAAGCUGGAUCAGGCCAUGACAUCGAGAAUGGACACAUUAAGACGACUAGAAGAGGCGUACACGAUUUACCUUAGCGAUCGCAGGGUCGAGCGAAAUGGCGAGACGUUACCUAUCGCGCAGCCAGCGCCGCCUGGACCUGGAGGCGGCGCACUCGCCGCUGAAGACGACGAGAGCUCGCCAUUGAAUGGAGCCGGUGGUAACGACAACGUUGCGCGACCGUACUCGAAGACGCGACCACAAGCGACCAUACGACAUGGCUUUUUGCGGUUGAGACGACACAAGGUGGAUGCCAUCGAUCACUACGAGGAGAAAUUACGCACCGCAGACGAAGAGGUUCAGCGCCUGCGGGGAGAACAGCAUGAGCCUACACCUCUGGCCUUUGUGACACUGGACUCGGUGGCCUCUUGCCAGAUGACAAUACAGGCCGUCUUGGACCCCUCGCCGUUGCAGCUCAUCGCGAACCAGAGUCCCGAACCGGCAGAUGUGAUCUGGCCCAAUACAUACCUAUCCCGGAGGAGUCGCAUGGUGCGCUCGUGGUCAAUAACAGUGCUCAUCGUGCUGCUCACCAUCUUCUGGUCGGCGCUUUUCGUCCCCAUAGCCGGUCUGCUGAACGUGGAGACCAUCGGCCGAGUGUUUCCAGGUCUGAAGGAGGUUUUAAAGAACCACGACAACGUCCGCGCGUUGGUCAACACACAGCUGCCUACCGCCAUUGCAUCUCUCCUCACAGUCCUCGUGCCUUACCUUUAUUACUGGCUAUCCUGGUACCAAGGCAUGAUCUCUAGUGGAGAUGUCGAGCUGUCUGCAAUAUCGAAGAACUUCUUCUUCACCUUCUUCAACUUCUUCGUCAUCUUCACGAUCCUGGGAACAGCAUCCAAGUUCUACCAGAUCUUCGCGCAAUUUGGCGAUGCGAUCCGAGACAUUCAGAAGGUCGCGUACACUCUCGCCAAAUCGUUGCAGAACUUGCUGCCGUUCUACACGAACUUUAUCAUUCUUCAAGGUCUUGGGCUGUUCCCGUUCCGAUUACUGGAAGUCGGAAGUAUGAGCCUGUACCCCAUCUUCCUCAUGGGCGCGAAGACGCCGCGCGACUAUGCUGAACUGGUGCAGCCACCGAUCUUCAUCUAUGGCUUCUAUCUACCGAAUGCACUGCUCAUCUUCAUCAUCUGCAUGGUCUACUCGGUGCUCCGCAGUUCUUGGCAAGUCUUGCUGGCAGGAUUCAUCUACUUCGCGUUUGGACACUUUGUGUACAAGUACCAGCUUCUGUACGCCAUGGACCAUCGACAGCAGACUAGUGGCAGGGUGUGGGGGAUGAUUUGCGAUCGCAUCUUUGUCGGCAUGGUGUUCUUUCAGCUCGCCACUGCGGGCCAACUGAUCCUCCAAGGCGCCGUUGCGAGAAGUGUCAUGAUGGUACCGCUCGUCAUUGCCACCAUCUGGAUCAGCAUUGUGUACGGCAAGACCUACAAGCCGCUACUGAAGUUCAUCGCCUUGCGGAGCAUUAAACGUGGCGAAGCGAUCGAGAGCUACAGCGACAUGGAUCCACGAUACAGCGAUCACGAGCUGGGUAGAAGCGACAGCGAGCCCAACGAACAUGGCAGUCCGGAUGCCCCUCUCAGCUACGCUGCAAGCCUCAAUAGUACGAACUUGGCACCUGAAAGGAACAUUUGGGCGAACGACGACCCAGUACAGACAGCACAAGCAGCUGUACAGCACAAGAUCAGACACAAGAAACCCACGCCUCCUGAUGUUGUGACACGCUUUGUGAAUCCUAGUCUCGUAGCACCACUCGGCCGAGUAUGGAUAGCAGACAAGGAUUUCCGUAGAGAGGGCGCCGGCGAGCAAGAGGAGGGCCUUAUGGACCUCGAAGACGGCGAACGAGCGCCAGAGUAUGAUCGACCACCGGAGCAUGAGCGUCGUUGCAAUCGAGGUGCAGGCGCGGCUGAUGCUAUUAAUGCUGCAGUAUAA
Messenger RNA from Fulvia fulva, 2796 nucleotides. Its product is annotated as Calcium permeable stress-gated cation channel 1. Gene Ontology annotation, cellular component: plasma membrane. Gene Ontology annotation, molecular function: calcium-activated cation channel activity. NCBI's taxonomy places the organism in Eukaryota, Fungi, Ascomycota, Dothideomycetes, Mycosphaerellales, Mycosphaerellaceae. The transcript has a single exon. The record is from RefSeq and is a predicted model, not a curated record. The coding region runs from base 1 to 2796 and encodes 931 amino acids.